UCGCGAACAGCCCGUGUUUAUACGUCGCCUCUACUGGGGCAGUCCGUGUGGAGCCGAGCCGACGUACCGCUCUGUCUAGUGGCUGCCGACACAGUGGCCGGCGGGAGGCGAGGGGACACGGCGAGACCCUUGCUCUAUCUUCUUCCGGCAGACCGGCGAUGUGCGCACGCGUGCCGACGCCAUGAGGCUGCCCAGACUUCGGCGUCGCGACGCCUCGGUCGCGGCGUCCCCCCAGCACCAGCAGCAGUCUACGUCUUCGACGUCGACGACCGCCACUUCGACGUCGCUGCUGUGCCGGCUCGCCAGCCGCUUGCAAGCAGGGCUGCCACCGCGGGGGAUGCCUGAGGAGCUGACGACAUCCCCAGCCGACACCGCGACCUCCGACCUCAACUCGAACCACACGACCGAGCCCGUUGGCACUGCUGGAGCCACAGGCACAUCCAAUGGGAGCUUCGCAGCCAGCAAUGCGUCCUCCCAAGACCUGGACUUCAUUCAGGACAACUCGGACUACCAGUGGUUCCUGGACUAUGGAUAUCGGGAGGCCCCCGGAGGCCACCACGUGAGCGUGCUGUCGUACAGCGAGGAUGCGGGGUUGCGGCACGGCGGGCCGCGCUACGACGACCUGGCGCGCGACCUGGACGCCAACCUGGCAGAGGUGGACAUGGAGGACCUCCGCACUGAGGACAUUCACUCCAUCCUCAGCACACUGCCCGCCAUGUGCUGUGCCGACAUCCAGGCCGAGAGACAGGGGGAGAUGUACGCCAGCGUUUCAGGCUCCUUGAUGGCAAAAUUCGAGUUUGAUUCGUCCGUGAGUCCACGCAGCAGCUCGCAGGCGGAGGACACGACCGGAUCGACGGACACCAUGUCCAUCUGCAAGUCGGAGCAGUUGUUCUCGCCGGUGCGGGAGUGUCCGCUGCCCGGCUGCAACUUCAGUGUCGACUCGUUGGACUGUGAGGGCCUCACGGACCACGACAUCAUGCUCACCUGCCAGGCCAACAAGGACAACUACACCAUCGCCUUCGAGGGCAGCCUCGCGCUCUGCUCAGAGGCUGACUCAGAUUAUCACGAACCGGUCGAGAGUGAUGUGGGCGGAAGUUCGGACAGCCACCACCGGUGGCAGCACCGUCCCCAACUGGGGCGGCAGCCCGCCGUGGACCAGUCGAUGGCGCGGUCCGACUCGCUGUACACGACGUGGAGCAAGCUGCACAAGCGGUCCAGUGACGUCCAGCUCACACGGCAUCCGUCAGGUAACAACAACACUGCACCGGCGAUGCCGACGUCGACAGCAACAGGGGCGGCCCUGAAGAGCAGAUCCCUGCCGGACCUGUGUCCACCCAGGAGGGGGGCGCACGGCGGAGGGCGCUGCGUGCGGCUGUACGACGUGGGCGAGGGGGACCUCAGUCUGGUUCGCCUCUUCAUGCGCCAGCGCACCGGCUCCAGCAUCGCCACAGAUAGCUGCAGCCAGUCGGAAUCGGGAGCGAGUGGAAGUAACCACCGCUGCUCACUGAAUGACUGCAGCGUGUGCUGCUACAACAACAACCGCAGCAACAACAUCAUCAGUGGCAGUACCGAUGCCAUCCGGUCGGUUGCGGACAACGGCAACAGGAAUACCGAGUGCAUCAAGGCGGCAGACCCCCGAGUCGACAACUGGGUCCGUGUGGGGAAUGUCACAGGCGGUGACGAGUACUCGACCUGCUGCUUUGAAGAUAGCCUGGUCGGGCCUCCGGUGAAAGACGGCAUCGUGCACCAACAGCAGCAGCCGGAGCUGAUACGGGAAGAGACGGAGGAGUCGGAGAGCUCCUCCUCGGUGGAACAGCUCUCGGAGAGCGUGUCCAAGCUGGAGGAGUACGUCCCCGUGUCGCUGCCGGUCCAGAUCCCGCCCGCCCUCGACCACAUCCGCUGCCACGAUAACAACAACGGCAGCCGGGCACUUGAAGAGAGGGCGACACAGACCAGCGUCGUCCAGUCUCGCAAUGUGGGCGCGGGCACGCCGCCGUCACCGCGCACGCUGAGCCGCGCGGUGCAGACGCUGGCAGAACACAAGCGGCGCACGUGGGUGCUGUUCCCCAACUACACGCUGCCCGACCUGGCGUUCCUGCGCAAGCACCGGCACAGGGAGCUCGACUUCCUGCUGGCCCCACAGAAGGUUGACACUGCCGCGACUGUCGCCGUCGGCACGACCGGCGGCAAGAGGCGGCCACGCCCGCUGUCGUGUGACGACGUCGAGGCGCUCAGGAGGAAGGGCUUCUCCCACGUCAGGGACCGUGACUCACUCGCCGUCCUGCUGCCGCGGGAGUACCGCCGCCUGCUCGAGGAGCCAGACACUAACAAGGCUGUCACUUCGGAUUCCAGUUCCCACCCGUCAUCGGGAUUCCGCGGCUCCUCGACACUGCUGAGUGACUCGAACCCCCUGCUGGUGUACCGCUACGAGAGUGAGUGCUCGGUCCAGCAGCAGCUGCAGCAACACAAGAAGAAGGCGGAGGGCAGGUGUCACCGCCCACACUCAGCAAGCGUGGCAUCCUGCGCCAGCAGCAGAAGGAAGACGGCACCGGCCGCCACCACCGCCACCGUCACCAUCGCCACCACCACCUGCGGAAGCCGCCACCCGCCACCUCUGGACCCGGAUAAAGACCUCUGUGAUGAUGAAGAAGACUUUGAUGAAGGAGUGGAUGCCGGCACAGAUUCGAGCUACGAGGAGCCGCGGCCGCCCACGCCGCCCCUCCCCCGCAGUGCGGCGGCAGACGCCGUUCUCGGCCUCGACGGCCUGCUGAAUGUGAGCGGCCUGUCGUCGGUGCUCGGCUCGGCAGAGAAUCUCGAGGGCUGGGGAGACGACGACAUGAAGAGACUGAGGAUGCAGGUGAGCAAGUUCCUGUGCGGACAGCGCAGCAAUGUGAUGGCCGACGUCUGCAACGGAGGGGCGCCGCACAACACCCCGGAGCACAGGCACCUGCAAGGUGGCGUGGGGGUGGGAGCGGCCGGAGCUCCCCGCGGGAGUGGCGGCAGCUGCGACUGCUCGGGCGGCUCGGCAUCCUCCUCGGGCCGAUCCUCGUCCGGCAGCAACAGCGGCCGCAAGACUGUCAGCUUCCGGCUGAGCCUGCCGACACCCCCUAACUCUCCGUCUGCCGCGUUGCAGCACCAGCAGCGGCUCUGCCAGGGGAAGCUGGCAGACAAUGAAUCUAGUCCAUGUGAGAAGGCUGUGAGGCCGGCAUCUCUCCUGACACAUGUACACAGCCCAUCUGUGCCUCUGGCAGCAAUCGACAUUGCACAAAAGAGGGAGCUGGUGACGGCGGUGGGGGACGCUGUGGAACAGGUGGUGAGCCACUUCUCGGCGGCGGAGAACCGGCAGCACUGCUGCGCGCUGGGCGACUCGGUGCGCACGCCGGCGGUGGCGCGCAUCGCGCUCGGCAAGCUCUGCCCCGCGCUCUACGCCGCCCUCUGCGACGGCCUGCGGCCCGAGCUGGACACCGCAUUCGGCCCGAUCCCCAACUCCCUCUGGCAGGUCGUCGAGGCUUCUGCCCAGAAAGAUCCAAUGACAAAGUCUCUAAAUGAACUGGUUCUACGCAUCAAUAGUGAAGAUGUUUUCACAGAGGGGAUAAUGAAGUUCAACGCUUUUGUGUUGGGGCUACUUAACGUACGGUCCCUGGACGCGUGGGUGGGGUACCUGCGGACGCGCGAGUCGGUCCUGCGGCGGUACUACCAGGAGGAGUGUGGGCUGCUGCCCCUGGGGAACCUGGGCGGGCCGGCGUGGCGCGGGCUGGCGGACCAGCUGGUGGCGUGCCUGCAGCCGCUGGCACUGCUGCCGUUCCGCCUCGACCUGCUGCACCAGCCGCGACAGCUCGCCGCCCGUCUGUCCCUCUCGCCGCCGGCAGAGACGCCGCGGCCCGCCCGGGGAACGGCGCGGGCGAGCGCCGCGGCUGCCAGCGGGAUUCCGGCGGGCGCACCCGGCUGGAGCCUGCGUGGGCUCGUCAGGUCGAUACACUCGUCCCUGUCGCAGCCGUCACCCCGACAGGGCGGCGGGGAGGAGGAGUCCCAGCUGCCGGAUGUGGUCGGCUCCUCUCAGGCAUGGGAGAACAGCACCCAGCGCCCUCGCUCCUGUGUAGACACAGCGGCUGCCCCAAAUGGCCUCACAUCUCUCACGGACCUGGCUUCAACUGUUCGCAAGAGGUGGUCGGGAAUCCAGCUGGGCUCGAGGCUCUUCCAGGCCUUCGACCGGUUGGGAGCAGAAGACGACUCGGACCCCGACGCAGAUACGGACGAUGUAGAGGUGGACGAAAAUGUGGCCCGACCGGAGCCGGAUAGCUUGGAGCCGCAGGAGAAGCAGCCACCGACGACGCGGGGACAGAAGGCGACGGCUGACGCGCGGCCGGCGACCACGGCGGCAGAGCGCGGGGCAGUUGGGCAGCCAGCGGGCUCUUCGCCGCAACCGGCUGCCGCCGGGGGCAAGUUCCGCCGGCUGCAGAUGAAGUGGGAGCUGCUUAGUAACAAGGAACCGUCUCUGUCCCCACAAUCUGGGGGCAGCAGCAAAACCACCUCACCUUCGGAGAGCAGCCCGUCGUGCGUGUCUUCUAACCACAGCAGCAGCAGUGGGGGGCCGGCCGCCUCUCCUGGGGGGCGUGCCGGUGCGGGCAGUCGCAUCCCGAGGCCCGUCGCCUCGCCCACCCGCCAGCAGCCGUCCGGCAUCCCCGUGCUGUCGCCGGCCGCCGCCAGGGUGCCCAACGGCAUAGUGACGAGGCGCUCUUCAUCUGUAACACCGGCAUCUUCGAGGCGGGUCUCCGCGCCACCUUCUACACCAGUUUCUGCAAAGACAUCUCCGCCGGCGCCGGCGGAAGCCACCGAGAACGGAACUGUCGCGGGGGCCGGUAAGCGCGGGAUCCCGCGGCCCAGCAGGGUGGACCGCGUCUCCUCUGGUGCGCCCGCUCCCCGGCCGAGCAGUCUGCCGUACGGGCAGACCGGGGCGGCGCGGGGCGGGGGCACCCGUCAGCAGCAGAGGCGGCCCGUGUCAGUGUCUGCGGGCAGGACGGCGGGCACGGGGGCGACGUGUGCCUCCUCCUCUCCACGGUUCGUCCGGACACUGUGCCACCGGCUGCCGUCUGACGCGGGCCACCUCGCCUUCAACGAGGGCGAGCGUCUGCGCGUCGUGCUGGAUGUCGACGACAGCUGGCUGCUCUGCUGCCGCGGAGACCAGAAGGGACUCGUUCCGCGCUCAGCCGUUGUCUAGCGGUCCGGCGCCCUCUGCUUCCCACGCUAGGACACCCCACCUGUCUCUGUACCUGUUUGCUUCUUCGGGCAGUUCGGCACCUAGGUACAUUUCUGUCUCGUGUAGUAUUUCGGGGGAGAAAUAAGUAUUCUGCACAGUUCAAAAAUAAUUUAUAUCUCGUCAUGUGGAAGAGAGCUUUUUUUGUGGCGUGUUGUAAAGACUUUCUUAAAUACGUCACAGAAAAAGCUUGUUCUUAUGUGACGACUGUUUAUAAAUUUAUUUUGGGUUGUACUAAGUGAGUUUGAAAGUGAAUAUACUUCGAUGUUAGUGGUCCAUUCAAGUUGCAUAUCUCACAUUCUGCCAUUUUUUUGUUAUUAUCAACUGCAGUAUUAGAUUGCAUUUUUCGUUACUCUUUUGCCACUUAUAGGAGUUGGAAGUGUUUACUAUAAGAAUUGGGGUCGAGCGUAGGGAUGUGUCGACUAUUAGAGGCGCGUUUCAGUAUCGAAUGGACUCAGCUGAUCCAGUAUUACUGCAGACAGAAGUAAACAGGAACUUCCUCACGGAUAUACCUUUCUUGUCCUCACCUUACCUGACACAUGUGAUAAUUUGAUCAAUCCCUGCUAGGUAUUUUCCUAUGUGGUAACCACAUUUUUAUUUAGGACAUCUGUUCCUUGUGUGUGUGCUUGUGUGUGUGUGUGUGUGUGUGUGUGUGUGUGUGUGUCAGAGAGGGGUUGUGGGGUAAACGUGGAUGUAUGCUAGUGGUGGCUGCAGUAGACUGCUAUCCUAACCCACAGCAAAAAUACUAGGUCUUGUCAUGCAGGAAAUGUUUCAUGAUUAGCAUCAGAUAGACUGUAUCAUUUAAUGUGACCAAUUUCAAAUUUUGCAGAGGAUUGUACCUAAAAAUUGUAUAUUUGGCAGAUGUUCCUCCAAUUACUCUCUCACACUGCGGUGAAAUUUUGGUUGUUAGAAUUAAAGUAAUGGCCCCACAGUAGUGGUUUUCUCAUUUCAUUGUAAGACGCUUGCAAGAAUGAUCAGUCAUGCCUCCCAAUUUGUAUCUGGUUGGUUGGGACAGGACUACAAAAAUGCAUUGUGAUAGUUUGUGUGUGUUUCCUGUGUAGUCGGAUGCAGUGGAAAAUGAGAGUGUGUGUUUUGUAGGAAUUGUAUUGAUAUUUACCUCGGGCACUAUGGAAAUGGGAAGAUACCUAGAACUAAAGAUUUGGAAAUUGUGUUUUGUUGAAAUUCAUGGCCUGGCCUCAUAAACAGUUACGUGGACACGUAUUUAAGCGGCGUCAGAAUAUAAAAACGAAAUGUGAUUGGACGGAAGAAGAACAGUAUUUGGCAAAACUACAAGAGACAAAAUGCAGACAACCAGAUCGAAUAAUGCGGUGAUAAUUUGUCACUGUCUGAAAGUGUCAUGGUGUGAAAGGAAUUUAUUGUUUUGAAAUUUACUCAGAAGCUUAAUUUGUAACAUUUUCCUCCAGUACAUACUUUGUGGUCCAAAUAGUUUCCAGCAGCUAAAGAUUCCACUUUCGCACCAUGACAUUUUCUCAUAUACUCCGUAUUAAAGCAGACAACAACACAUAGUAUUAUUCGUUAUUAUAUGUCCAUAAUUACUGACAUUUUGGGCACAAUAAGAACAUUAGAACAGUAUACUAAAAAUGUACAUAAGACAAAUGUGUAUUGUAGGUAAGCAGCCUUUGGGAAUGAAAUAUAUAAGCUGCUCCAGUUCUGUAGCUAAAAAUGAUGUUAUUUAUAGUAAUAUUAAUUGUAAACAUACAUAAAAAUAACAGCUGGCAGUAAGACUUAAGACUUACUUUUUGGGGCUAAUAUGUUUGCUUACAGCAUUACGCAGCUUAUAAAUUCUUUGUACAGAAUUAACAUCUGUGUGAUACCACAAGUUUAGUAAUGGCAUUUAUCUUCCUUGCCAAUGCUUCUAAUUCUCUGAGUUCAGAGGUGGCAUUGUGCCAUGUUUUGCAUGAAAUAAUAUUUCUAAUAAUUACAAGUAACAAAAAAAAGUUAGUUGAGAGUUUAAAAUGUCUGUAAGUAGUUUGAAGCUGUGAGGUGAACUGACAGCAUUACCAGAGUCUCCAGUGCUCCCGUCAGACGAGUUAUACAUUACAGUGCACCGUACGUCUCCCGACAUAAAAAUCUCACGAUAAGUUGCUCUGUAGACCGUGAUGCUUCUCAGUGGUUAUAUCAAAAGCAGACCGUGAGCUUUGUUAAGAGUACUGCUGUCAGUUGAAGUGUCGAAAGAAGUAAUUUGUUAAAGUUCUUGAAGUGUGGUAGAACAUUAAUUUUGGUUUGCUUCAAUAACUUCCAUCCAAAUGGCAUUGUUUAUGCGACUUACAGCUUGUUAAAACAUGUCCGAAUAUGAAUCUCUUUAAAAAGAGAAGUGUUCUGAAUGCUAACAGUUGCUUAACACUACUUUUGGUAGCAACCUAGCUUGAUACCUGCAAUUGCACCUCGACCUCUCUCUUCCCCCCUUUAGUUCCUGCACGUUCGUGUGUGUUGUCCCCAAAAUUCGCAAGCAAGCCUUCACACUUGAAGCGGAUACACUGUCCGCAGUACAGUAUUCCUACCAGCAAGGAUUCAGUAACGAUUAGAAAAUGCGAGGAUCUCGAAACUUUUGUAUCAAACUGGGAUUUCAAGCCAGACCCUGGUAUUUUGCCGUCAGUAUUCUUACUGCCGAAUGUCGAGCAGUGAUUAGAGCUGAAGAUGUGAAAGAGGAUUGCGAGUAGUGUUGCUCUGCAAGAACAGUGUCCUUAAAAGACUAGGGGUCAGGGUUUGAUUCUUAGCCUCGCCACAGUUUUUUCACAGCAAAAUCCGUUGUGAAUUAAUUACCUUACGAGCAUCUUGUCUCAUUUGACGAGACACAAAGUAAAAAUUGCAGUUAUCUAUAUGAAAUUUUGAGGACUGAACUUAAAAGUGUUUGUCAAUAUAUACGCUCUGUCGGAUAUUUCUGUUCGGAGUGGUGAAUCAUUGGUUGCCCUCGGCAGUCUGGAUUUUACAACAGAACGCGUUUAUGUUCCUUGCUGGUGGUUGUAGCUUUGAGUGACGUAAGGUCAUUAUCCCUACCUACGGCCCUUAUACUCCGCGCUGCUCUCGACUGAUCGGAAUGUUGCUUAACUCUGCCUUCUGUUUCUAAUCUCUUCCUCCCCUGAAGCUGGGUGCAUGGCAUGUGUCUAACACUUCUGCUUGCUAUUCAGUAACGAUGUCUUCGUCAGCUACUGCGGCAUGGCGACGCUUGACAGCUUUCUGUCAGAAUGCUGUUUUCUUUUCUGCUGCGAUUACUUCAGCUGCUCGUUGUUGAAGAUUUUAUACUCUGGCAGCUAAUUUGAAAAUAAAAACUGGAAAUGAUUUUAAAGAAAGGGUUAUUCAUAUGUGUUGAAUGGUACCUGGAAAGAAACUUCAUUGUCCAUCUAUGAUAAGUAUGAGCAUUCAUUUCCACCAUCUUGAUCCAGAUUUACAAAACUUUGGUGGUGGGAAGUCAAGCAGAUAAGCACUGCAGAACAGUCUUAUUUUGUGUAAUCUUUGAACUUCUCUUACUGUGUUACUUUUUUUUAGUAAUAACAUGAAAAUACAAUAUUUUUACAAUGUUCUGUCAGUGAAAAUGAGAUAGUCUUUGAAAAAUAACUUUAUAAAUUAGACAUUAACAAGAAAAGUUUAGAGAUGUUUGUUCAUUGAUGAACCAUAAAUACUGUUUUAUAGUGGUGGCCAGUUGUACUAACAAAUUGAAGUCCUAGGAAAUUGAUUGUAGUCUUUUUACACCUAGUGGACAAAGUAGAGUAUUCUUGCAUGUAAAUUAGGAGCUGGUGGUAAACUUGCAUGAGCUGGUGACAGAUAUUGAGCAGAUAAGCUGCUUAGAGAAGUCAAAAUUUGUAAUGUGCAGUUAAAUUUUGUUAAUAAUUGGUUUUGCAGGUGGACUGAAAAUUGAUUGAAAACAUUAUGUUGGCUUUCAAAGCAAUAUCCCUCCUCCCCUUAAAAAAAGGGGGUUUAUUUCUUGUUCCAUAUGGGUGUGUCUCCUAUUCUGAAAAUUAUGUUGCUCGUGGGCUGUGAUUAUUUCAUAAACUGCAUUUUUGUUAUAAUCUCUAUGGUGUUGGUGUUUGUCUCCUUGCUGUUGACAUAACAGGAUUAGAAGAGAAUUAAUAUUUUAUACAAGAAAAGUAACUGUUUUUGUUGCCUGUAAGUUACACUGGUGUCGGUCGUUUCUGCGGUGCGUGGUCAGGGGGAGGUCAGUGUGUAGGGUUCGCAUCCCGACACAGUGGAGAGCAGCCGAGUGCCGGGCCUACCAGAGUGGGCCAGGUAUUCUCGGCAAUACCUCAGGGACCCUUAUUCUGGACCAUUCCACCCCUCCUACCCGAGAGCACAACUGCACAUUAUUACACUAAUACCUUUGCUGCACUUCCUGUAGAACACAAUAUUUGUUACCGGAAGCGAAGUACCAUUAGGUUAGGAUGUGACUUGCUGGAAGAGUAGGAAAAAGUCAGCAUAUGACAUCAAACAUCCAUGCAGAAAGCUUGCAUACUGUGCUGUUAAGCCAGUCAUUCUUAAAUUAUGUUAGCACAUAGUUGUUCUGAUUUUUUUCUUUUGAUGGUAGGUUGUAGAACAGAUUCGUGUAGUAUCGUAACAUAAGUGUGAAGUAUCAGAUUGGAUUACAAAUAGAAGGAAGUAUCAUUAUAACGGAGAUUCCAGCACGGCUGCCGCAUUUACAGUGAUCGCUUUGCAUAUGUUGAUUGCUCUGUCGGCUUGAUGUGAGCGUUAUUCUAUCUUAAUUGUACAGACUGAGCACGCUAUUUCACUUGAUGCAGAAGGCCUUUCAGUUUUGAAGCUGUAAGUGGGCAAAAAUUUGCAUGAAAAAGGAGGCAUCAGAUUGGACACAGCCAUGUUCUGUGCAGUACAUUUUUGGGUGUCCAAUAGAGUUGUUUAUGCCAAAUUUGUGCACAAUAGACAGCUGAGCUAGUAAUCUUCAAUUGUCAAAAUAUUUUGCCCAAAAAUGGAAUCGGUAGCUCUUGUCUCUGCUGCUAUUAAAGCAGAAAGGAGUUUCAGCCAUGACUUUUAGUGGUUCUUUGUUAUUUUUAUGCAGGUUUAUUCCUUUACCCUUAUUUCAGUGGUUCCUUUAUACCCCAUUAUGGAAUUUUCCUAAAUAAUCUGCAGAGACCUUAACCCUCAGCUGCGGGCGAUGCUCACGUGUGCAAUUCCACAGGGCAUGCCGUUAUUCUGUUGGAUAUAGUUUGUGGGCUGUUUGUAUGUCAGAUGUCACUAUUUUCCCGCCAAAUCUUUUUAUGUGGUGCUGGAACAUCGGAAUUCACAUUUUACACAUUCUCAGCUCUCAUCCAUAAACUUACACGUACAACUUCUCGCGCAGGCAAUUUUGUAGCCAUUUUAGCGAGCUUGUGUAGGUAACCUUGCUUCAGGGUGCACUACACUCAGAGACGUUAUCAGUAAGUUUUAUAAAGUUGAGCGUGAUUUUUAUGUUUCGUGCAUUGAAUUUAUUUAUUUAAUUUUAUCAUAAAGCACAAUUGAUAUUGGACACGUCAAAUGAAAGUUGCAAUAAUACAUAGUAUUAGCAGACAGUAGGCAACUAAGGUACUCUUACAAUUUAAUUUUUAAUUAACUUUUUUAAUUACGUGAUCAGAAAUUCUUUUACAGAAUAGAAACAGUGCUUUAAUGAAUUACUUAGGAAUAAAGAGAUGACUCACCGAAAGGCAGAAGUGCUGUGUCGUCUCUCUAUUCUUGUUUCUAUUCCUAAAUAAUUCGUUAUUCUCAACCAGAACUUUCCGUGUGUUAUUAUAAACAGUGCUUUAUUAGAAAUAUCUUGUCUUUAAUUUUAAACAUAGGAUAUACAGCAAUUUUUUUUCCUCUGGUAUCUUGUUGCAUAGUAUUAUACCAAUUGUGUGUGCUGAAUGUCAAAAAUCAAUUCUAAAUUCAGUUUUUAGUUUUCUCGUUAAUUCCUUUAAUAAAAUAACUAUAACUAUAACUAUUCUAAUUAUCGGAUAAAAUUGGUCUACAGUUUUGUGUGAUAAAAUGGAAAAUCGCCCGUGGUUGUAGGGGUGCGUCUCCCUUGCUGUGCAAAUGAAAGUAAAUGUGAGAUGUGGAACCCUAAAUGUCCUCUAUUGGGUUUUGUUUAGUACAGAAUAUUCAUAAUGGCACAGCUUUUUUUCUUUUCCAUGAAAUACUCAGUUAUAGGUAAAUUGUUUCCCACAAGUUGGAUAAAAAACAGGUUUUUACUUUUGACCAUAUCUUUGAAAAUUAUUUUAUAAGUGCAACAGAUAAUUACAGAUAAGCUGCAAGUACACUUGCUGUUAUUGAAAUUACAUGCUUUUGUAAAGCAAAUUGGUGCAUGAGAGAAUUGAAAGAAGCUUUUCCAUCUCCCUGUGUGCUGUUGUUACUUUUUUUUUCUCUCUCUCUCUCUCUCUUGCAGUGUAGCUGAUAUUAUCGAAAAGUAUGAAGUAAACAGGAGAUUCAAAAUUAUUUUUUUUUCUGUUGUCCAUAACAGUAUCGAGUUUUGUAUUGUUUAGGAACUGCAAAGGAAUAAUUUCUCGUGCAGCAUUGUAGUGAGGAAGAUAUUGUUCAUAAUUAAAUGGUGGUAUUCACACGUUUCAUCGGGUUUAUAGUAGGACAUUGCUGUGUGUUAAAAACUUGAACAUAUUUAUUCCCCAGAACUGCUAUUUCAUUAAUGUUAGCAAAGUCUGCUCUCCAUCGUGCAAACCAAAGUUAUUUCCAAAAACAAAAAAAAAUGCCAACUCACAACUGGUAUUUUGUAAUGUUAUGCGACAAUUUCAGGUCGUGUCCAGACAAGAAAUGUAAGCUUUGUUUCUUAAAAGAUUACCUUGUUCACUCUUUCUUUUUCCUCUCUAAAUAUUCAUUUUUUGAUAGCUUAUUCCCAGAAAUUUACUGCGAGCCAGUUCGAUAAACAUUAUACAUUGCCUACAACCCUUUCCUGGCAUGUAAAAUGUCAUAAGAUGUGACUUGAAGUGAUAUAUAUUCUGCAGUACAUAAUAUCUAUUUCACAUUAUUAGCAGCCAUGUAGUUGUUACUACCAAGUGGCAUAUCCACCUAUGUGGCUGGAGUUUCGGAUUCUUUUAGGGCUGUGCAUAUAAGAAAGAAAUGAUUAUUAAUAAUUAAUCUUUGCAGCAGUAUCAUACAUGGGCAGUGAGCUACAUGCUAAUCUUGGGAGAGAGGAACGGUAUUUCUGUUGUAUCAUUCUGGGUGCUAAAUGGAAGAUUACAAGGGGCAUAGGAAUGUGACAACAGUAGAAUUGUGUUGCUGUUAAAUAUCAUUACACUUUUUGUAUUUUGAUCCAGUGCAACGGUCGAUCUGCCACUUUGUGGAACAUGUCUAUAUUUAUAUACUCUCCCUUCAGAAUUAAGUAAUUGUAGAAUAGCCACUCUGUGUAACCCUCAGAAAAUGUGUGUGUGUAUUGUCUGGGUUAAUUACUUUAUUAGUAUUUUAUAUGGCACACUCCUGUUUUGUUUCUUGGCUGUUUGUUGUUUAAUCUUUAGUCUGCAGCUGCUCUACUGUGAGAGUUUAUGUAACAUUUAUGUAAGAAAUACCAAAGACUACAUCAUAAAUGACAGGAAUUAACACGAUGCAAUUUUAGCAUCUUUAUUUUCUACCUGUAAAGAGUCUCAGUAAUGGAUAACAUUUAGUGUGCGAUCACUAAAUGUUAUGGAGAUAGGACAGAAUUGUGUGGAGAAGUUCUUGUUUCUUUUCUCCUUAGUUCUUUUUGCAAAAGAGAGAUUUGAGCUGAAAGCUAACGAAGUACGAAUGGUGGAAAUGUGUCCCCUGUUCCCAGAUGCGCAACUUUCAUAUCCUAAGAAGCACGUAGUGUAAUUUAUGAAGUGGAUAUAUUUAUUAGGUACUCUUUCACCUCUCCUCAUCCUUUUAAUAAUUUAAAAUACUGACUGAAAAGUGACCUUUGCUACUUGUGUAGACCUAUUAUAUUAUACUUUUUAAUAUCUGUGUAUAUGUGUAAGAAAAUUAUUGGCUUGUCCUUUUUUAUUUGGCAUUGCCAGUUUUGUAAUGUUGUUGUAUAUACGUUAUACUUCUUUUGUGACUUUGUAAAUAGAAUAUUGGAUAUUUGUAUUGUGACACUGGUGUUUGCAAAAAUCAUGUUCUGCUUUUAAGACAUAUGGAUAUGCAAUAAUACAUAUAUGUGUAUUUCAUAAAAAUCUUGUUUUUAUUUGCUUUACACAGUAUUUCAAAAGAUGUAAUACAUUUCAGUUUGAAAUGCAGGCUUGUGUAAAUCAACUGUAACUGUUACACUUUAUUUGAGAA
Schistocerca piceifrons (Central American locust) is the source of this 13474-nucleotide messenger RNA. RefSeq lists its product as uncharacterized. The record is from RefSeq and is a predicted model, not a curated record. Gene Ontology annotation, cellular component: cytoplasmic vesicle. Gene Ontology annotation, molecular function: protein binding. NCBI's taxonomy places the organism in Eukaryota, Metazoa, Arthropoda, Insecta, Orthoptera, Acrididae.